Cynara cardunculus var. scolymus (artichoke) is the source of this 1431-nucleotide messenger RNA. RefSeq names its product UDP-glycosyltransferase 91D1-like. The record is from RefSeq and is a predicted model, not a curated record. The transcript has a single exon. Gene Ontology annotation, molecular function: UDP-glycosyltransferase activity. Lineage: Eukaryota; Viridiplantae; Streptophyta; Magnoliopsida; Asterales; Asteraceae. Bases 1 to 1431 code for a protein of 476 amino acids.
AUGGCUUCCCUUGGUAGUAGCAAGCAGCUUCAUGUAGCCAUGUUCCCAUGGCUUGCUUUCGGCCACAUUAUUCCUUUCCUUCAACUCUCCAAAUUUAUAGCCCAAAAGGGUCACCGAGUCUCUUUUCUUUCCACUACUCGAAACAUCCAACGUCUCCCACCUUCCCAUCAUCUCUCCCCGCUUAUCACUUUGGUUCCACUCACACUUCCACCAGUUCAUCACCUACCUCAGAAUGCAGAGGCCACCAUGGACGUCUGCACCGAUGAUGUUCAAUACCUCAAGAAGGCCUUCGACGGACUUCAACACCAGCUCACUCAGUUUCUCCAGCAAAAUUCUCCAGAUUGGAUUAUCUACGAUUUUGCUCCCUAUUGGUUGCCACCGGUCGCUGCUGGCCUUGGUAUCUCGCGAGCAUUUUUUUCGAUUUACAACCCAUGGCUCCUCGCUUUUGGGGGACGGUGGUUUGAGGAGCUGAUAAAGGGUUCCCGUGAUCGCAAAAAGAUGGAGGAUUUUGUGGCGCCACCCAAGUUGCUUCCUUUACCUACUAAUAUAUGCUUCCGGAAGCAUGAGGUGAAGUGGAUGCUGGAUAGCAGCAGCUCUCUUAAUGCUUCUGGGGUUUCAGAUAUGUACCGUUCGGGGAUGAUUCUUCAGGGGUCUGACUGUAUGUUUAUAAGAUGUUGCUAUGAAUUUGAACCCCAAUGGUUAACCCUUUCAGAGGAGUCGCUCCAUCUCCCCGUGAUUCCCUUAGGAUUAAUGCCACCGGCAACAACCACCAACGUCGGAGAUGAGAAAGAUGAUGCAUGGGUGACCAUCAAGAACUGGCUGGAUGGUCAACAAAAAGGUCAAGUGGUGUACGUGGCAUUAGGGAGUGAGGUUAUGCUGACCAAAACCGAGGUGCGUGAGUUAGCACUUGGUCUGGAGCUGUCAGGGUUGCCAUUCUUUUGGGCUCUUAGACAACCAGCAGGUAAUUCCACGUCAGUGGAGUUGCCAGAGGGUUUCGUAGAGCGAACCCGUAACCGUGGGAUGGUGUGGAAGAGCUGGGUGCCUCAGUUACGGAUACUGAAUCAUGAGUCGGUGGGUGGUUUCUUGACUCAUUGUGGUUGGGGGUCCAUUGUGGAAGGGCUAACGUUGGGUCACCCUCUUAUUAUGCUUCCAUUUCUGAUGGACCAAGGUCUGAAUGCUCGAGCACUGGUUGAGAAACAGGUGGGAAUGGAGAUCCCAAGAAAUGAGGAAGAUGGGUCGUUCACCAAAGAAUCCGUGGCGAAUUCGGUGCGUUUGGUGGUGGUGGAAGAUGAAGGGAAGAUGUACAAGGCAAAGGCAAGGGAGUUGAGUCGAAUAUUCGGCGACAUGGAGCUACAGAAUAAGUAUGUAGACGACGUCGUACAGUAUAUGGAGAAGCAUACAGGUGUUGCUUCCAGUGCUAUGGAUGGUUAA